This is a messenger RNA of Exserohilum turcica Et28A, 1295 nucleotides long. RefSeq lists its product as uncharacterized. Lineage: Eukaryota; Fungi; Ascomycota; Dothideomycetes; Pleosporales; Pleosporaceae. The transcript has a single exon. The coding region runs from base 4 to 1263 and encodes 419 amino acids. Gene Ontology annotation, molecular function: 3'(2'),5'-bisphosphate nucleotidase activity. The record is from RefSeq and is a predicted model, not a curated record. Gene Ontology annotation, biological process: phosphatidylinositol phosphate biosynthetic process; sulfate assimilation.
CCAAUGUCCACGCCGACUGCAAUUGCGCCAUCCAGGUUCUUCCUGCUAGCUCUGCUCAUCCUGGCGCUCUCACUUUUCAAUCCCUCGUUGCUGCCGCGCAGUGUCGCCCGCCUCUCCCAGUUGAAGCAGCACAUGUACCCAGCCGCCGCCGCAAUCCAUACGUCACCGCCGCUCUUCACCACCGCCAGCACCCGCAUCAUGGCCUACGAGAAGGAGCUUGAGAUUGCGCUGCUGGCCGUCCAGCGCGCCUCCAUCCUCACCAAGUCGGUCUACUCGAGCCACUCCAAGGGCACCCUCUCCAAGAGCGACUCGUCGCCCGUCACAAUCGGCGACUUUGGCGCCCAGGCCCUCAUCAUCGCCUCGAUAAAGCACGCUUUCCCCGAGGACGAGAUAGUCGGAGAGGAAGACGCCAAUGACCUGCGCAACAACGACUCGCUCCGUGACCUCGUCUGGGCCCUGGUGCAGGCAGCCAAGCUGGAGGAUAGCGCGGCAGAGGCCAAGAUUGGCGGGCCCAUCAAGAGCGCCGACGCCAUGCUGUCGGCCAUUGACCAGGGGAACAGCGAGGGCGGCAGCAAGGGACGCAUCUGGGCGCUGGACCCCAUUGACGGCACAAAGGGCUUCUUGCGUGGCGGACAGUAUGCGGUUUGCCUAGGCUUACUGGUCGAUGGCGUUCCCACUCUCGGCGUCAUUGGAUGCCCCAACCUCCCCGUCGACGACCAAGCGCCCCUCACCGUCACCACGGGGCAAGACGCAGACGACAAGGAAGGCAAGGGAGUUUUGUUUGCCGCGGUAAAGGGCCAGGGAGCCACCAGCCGGCCGCUGAGCCAGGGCGCCCUCCAAGAGCCAAAGACGAUCAAGAUGAAGCCGCUUUCAGACGUCACUCAAGCCACAUUCUGCGAGUCCGUCGAAGCAGGCCACUCGUCGCAAGGCGACAACGCCGCUAUCGCCGCCAAACUCGGCAUCACCAAGCCCUCUGUCCGCAUGGACUCGCAAGCAAAAUACUGCUCCAUCGCCCGCGGAGCAGGCGACCUGUACCUGAGGCUGCCGACGAGCAAGACAUACCAAGAGAAGAUCUGGGACCACGCUGCGGGUGUUGUUCUCGUCCAAGAAGCCGGCGGAGAAGUCACGGAUGCCUACGGAAAGCCGCUCGACUUUGGUCUCGGUAGGACGCUCAAGGAAAACAAGGGUGUCGUUGCUGCGCCCAAGGAUGCUUUUGCACACGUCAUUGGCGUCGUUAAGGAAGUGUUGAGCGCGAAGCAAUAGAUAUAGAGUAUAUAUCGUCAUGCAUGAGUUAU